This is a messenger RNA of Erigeron canadensis, 1033 nucleotides long. Its product is annotated as zinc finger protein ZAT5-like. The transcript has a single exon. The record is from RefSeq and is a predicted model, not a curated record. Bases 47 to 910 code for a protein of 287 amino acids. NCBI's taxonomy places the organism in Eukaryota, Viridiplantae, Streptophyta, Magnoliopsida, Asterales, Asteraceae.
CCACCUUUCUUUUUCUUCUUUCAUUCUCUCUUUCUCGAUCUCUCAAAUGGAAGCUCAUCAAGAUGAUGAUUAUAGUUUGAUCAUGGAAGAAUCACGGAACAUGAUCAUCAAGGGAAAACGAACCAAGCGUCCAAGGCCCUCUUCCCCUCUUGCCCUAACCAUGGCUUCUACAUCUUCCACCGCGACUACCGCUAGUGAUCAAGAUGGGGAUAUAGAAAACCCUAGUAAUAAUAACUUCUUCAACAUGCCAUCAAGCUCGAUUGAAUUCACUAAAAUUACACAAGAUAACGACGAAGAAGACAUGGCAAAUUGCUUGAUUCUUCUGGCUCAGGGUCAGUCCUCGUCACCCCCUCCACCACACAAGGGGGUGGUGGAGGUGACGAGGACUUCAGGGUUUUAUGUUUACGAAUGUAAAACAUGUAAUCGUGGGUUCUCCUCGUUUCAAGCCCUUGGUGGUCAUAGAGCAAGUCACAAGAAACCCCCAAAGGCUAAUUUGGAGGACACCAUUAGGCCAAACAUGAUGAAAAAAGAUGUGGAUGGUCUUCAUAGCUCUACAACGCUAUCUCUUCAAAUUGGUUCGAACCAAUUGAUUCAAUGUAACCCUGGUAACUCCGUUAAGGUAGCCAAGAUUCAUGAAUGCUCGAUAUGUAGUGCUGAAUUUGCUUCUGGUCAAGCACUCGGUGGUCAUAUGAGGCGACAUAGGUCCAUGCCACCCAUGGCUGGUACAUCUACAAGUUGUGGUGAUUCGAGUGGAUGUCAAGAAUCCAAGAAACCAAAAACCCUAUUAUCGUUGGACUUGAAUCUUCCUGCUCCAAGCGAAGACGAUCAAAAGGAAAUGAAGUUCCCAUUUCGGUCAAAAGAUCAAAUGAUCGUGUUCUCAAAUUCGUCACUAGUUCAUUGUCAUUUCUGAAUUCAAAUAUGUUACAUAUGAUUCUUUAAUUUUUAUUCAUCCAAUUCAUACAUAGCUAGUUAAUUUGAUAAUUAUAAUGUAAAGUGAUUCUUGAAAAUUAAUUCAUUUAGUUAUUUGUUAAUA